UCUUUCGGAGCGGUGGUGAAGGGCCCGGGUGAGGUAGGGGUGCUUGUUGGGUCUCAUGGCUGCCUUCGGGAAGCUCAGCACUUCCCGUCUCCCGCCGUUGCCCACGAUUCGAGAAAUCAUUAAGUUGUUCAGACUGCAAGCAGCGAAGCAGCUAUCACAGAAUUUCCUCCUGGACUUGAGGCUGACAGAUAAAAUUGUAAGGAAAGCUGGCAAUCUGACAAAUGCUUAUGUUUACGAAGUGGGCCCUGGGCCAGGGGGAAUCACAAGAUCUAUUCUCAAUGCUGAUGUCACCGAACUUCUGGUGGUUGAAAAGGACACUCGAUUUAUUCCUGGAUUACAGCACUUUUCCUUGCUGCCGCCAUAUGAAAAAGGAUGUGUUUGCUUCCCCUUCCACCAUGACUGUAAGUUUCCUGAGGCCUCCCCAGCCAUGCUGAACUCACCUGGGAAACUGAGAAUUGUUCAUGGAGAUGUCUUGACAUUUAAGGUAGAAAAGGCUUUUUCAGAAAGUCUUAAAAGACCCUGGGAAGAUGAUCCUCCAAAUGUACAUAUUAUUGGAAAUCUGCCUUUCAGUGUUUCAACUCCACUGAUUAUCAAGUGGCUUGAAAAUAUUUCCUGUAGAGAUGGACCUUUUGUUUAUGGCAGAACUCAGAUGACUUUGACUUUUCAAAAGGAAGUGGCAGAGAGACUUGCGGCCAAUACAGGAAGCAAACAGCGUAGUCGCCUCUCUGUUAUGGCUCAGUACCUCUGCAAUGUUCGACACAUCUUUACAAUUCCAGGACAAGCUUUUGUCCCCAAACCAGAGAUUUUCCUCCAUCUGAACCACCUUCACCCUCUCUCUGGAGCCCCUCUCUGCGGAAGAGGAGAUUCAGUGGAUCCUAUUCUUCAACCCUCCUUUGCAGUUUUGCCCUUUCCUUGGAAGGAACAGGAGCUGGGGUACUUGAGGUAAAAGAGGCCAGCCCCAAAUGUGGUCAUGUUCUAGAAAACAUAAGCACUUCUGACAAAAGUUAAACAGAAGCCCAGCAGGCCACUGCAUGACUCAGCCUGCUGGCCUCUUCUGUCACCAAAACAAGGUUACUCUGGAAGGAUCUCUGAACAUUUUCCAGAGUCAAAGAUUUUUUUCUUUUUAUAUCACCUACAGUACUACCUAACCUUAAGGAAUUUUCUGCUAUAUUCUAAAAUUGUAAAAACAAAUUUGUGGAUCUUUGUUUUUCUAACACAUUUUAGGGUAUCAAGGCAGAAAGGAAAAUGUUGAAAACUAUUGAUAGGGAAAAUAAGGAAACAAUGAAAGGCAUUUGGCAAAGAAAAAGCUAUCCACCAGCUUUUAGUUUCUCCCAGAAAUCUGCUAAGGAACAUCAAAACAACCUCUCUUGUCCUCGUUUUCCUUGUCUAUAAAAUAAAAGGCACCAAAAAUUA
Messenger RNA from Nomascus leucogenys (northern white-cheeked gibbon), 1413 nucleotides. It is a transcript of the gene TFB1M, whose product is annotated as transcription factor B1, mitochondrial. Lineage: Eukaryota; Metazoa; Chordata; Mammalia; Primates; Hylobatidae. The record is from RefSeq and is a predicted model, not a curated record. Gene Ontology annotation, cellular component: mitochondrial matrix. Bases 56 to 946 code for a protein of 296 amino acids. The transcript has 7 exons. Gene Ontology annotation, biological process: rRNA methylation; transcription initiation at mitochondrial promoter. Gene Ontology annotation, molecular function: mitochondrial transcription factor activity; rRNA (adenine-N6,N6-)-dimethyltransferase activity.